Colletotrichum spaethianum is the source of this 285-nucleotide messenger RNA. RefSeq lists its product as uncharacterized. Lineage: Eukaryota; Fungi; Ascomycota; Sordariomycetes; Glomerellales; Glomerellaceae. The transcript is spliced from 2 exons. The record is from RefSeq and is a predicted model, not a curated record. The coding region runs from base 1 to 285 and encodes 94 amino acids.
AUGAAGAUACAGGGCCAGAUGGAAGGAAAAUCCGUUGCUGUGGCCAAGCUUUGGCAAGUAAAACUCAAGAAGCUACUGCCCGAUAUUCGAAAGCUGGAGGGCAGGGUUCCCUUGUUAGACCCGACUUUGGAAAUUGCCGGAUCUGAAGUCAGCAUCGGCUUGUUGUUCAACGAGCCUGUUGACUUUGACAAGCUCGCAGCACCUGUGGAGCGAACCGAAAGCCUCAAGCACAAAGACAUGACGGAGGAAGACUAUCCACAGGUUGAGGAAGGGGUUGGUGUAUGA